AACUAAAUAAAUAAAUAAGCUCUCUAGACGCUAGAUGGCGCAAACGCACUCGACACGUUGAAGAAGAAGAAACGAAGAAGAAGGCGGAGUCACGUGAUCCCCUGUGCACUUACUUCCGGCGUGUGUGUUGUAUAAGUGUAGUGAAGCCAUGUAGAAGAGCAGGCUGUGUAAAUGAGUGUGUGUGUGAGUGUGUGUGAGUGUGUUACUCCUCUCCUGAGUUCUCUCUCUCGCUCUCUCUGUGUGUGUAAGUUUAUGUGGUUUAAAGUUGAGAUUAAUUUAGAGAUUUAAACAUGUCGGUGCGGCAGGGCAGAGAGAGCCUGAAUACCGGGGCAAAUCAUCAUCAUCAUCACCACCAUCACCUUCCUCUCCAUCCUCACCUCCAUCCUCUUCCUCCUCCUCCUCCUCCUCAUCUUCAUGUCCGGAAAGAGGAGGGUUUGUGUAGAGAUGGUUUGGGUUACGGUGUAGAGCAGGACAGUGAGGAAGAGGAGGACAUUUUAGCUGCACAGGACAGCGACCAGCCCAGAAUCCUGCUGAUGGGGCUCAGGCGCAGCGGCAAGUCCUCCAUACAGAAGGUGGUCUUCCACAAGAUGUCCCCGAGCGAGACGCUGUUCCUGGAGAGCACUAAUAAGAUCUUCAAAGACGACAUCAGCAGCAGCUCCUUUGUUCAUUUCCAGAUCUGGGAUUUCCCGGGGCAGGUGGACUUCUUCGACCCCACGUUUGAUUACGAGAUGAUUUUCAGGGGCACCGGAGCGCUCAUCUUCGUCAUCGAUGCACAGGACGAUUACAUGGAGGCUCUGGGAAGGCUACACCUCACCGUGUCCCGCGCCUUCCGAGUCAACCCCAACAUCAACUUCGAGGUGUUCGUGCACAAGGUGGACGGCCUUUCAGACGACCACAAGAUCGAGACGCAGAGAGACAUCCACCAGAGAGCUAACGACGACCUGGCGGACGCCAGCCUCGACAAGCUGCACCUCAGCUUUUACUUGACCAGCAUCUAUGACCACUCGAUAUUUGAGGCGUUCAGUAAAGUGGUGCAGAAGCUCAUCCCUCAGCUGCCCACGCUGGAGAACCUCCUCAACAUCUUCAUAUCGAACUCGGGGAUUGAGAAGGCGUUCCUGUUUGAUGUUCUCAGUAAGAUCUACGUGGCCACAGACAGCUCUCCUGUGGACAUGCAGUCGUACGAGCUGUGCUGCGACAUGAUCGACGUGGUCCUCGACGUCUCCUGCAUUUAUGGGCUGAAGGAGGACGGCAGUGGCACUGCAUAUGAUGAAGACUCUUUGGCCAUCAUUAAGCUGAACAACACCACUGUGCUCUACCUGAAGGAGGUCACCAAGUUCCUGGCGCUGGUGUGUAUCCUGAGAGAGGAGAGCUUUGAGAAGAAAGGUCUGAUAGACUACAAUUUCCACUGUCUGAGGAAGGCUAUACACGAGGUGUUCGAGGUGACGGUGGUCCGGAGGAACUGCUUAGAAGAUCUGCUCGGUGACUCUAGCAGCAGCAGCAGCAGCGCGGUUAAAGCGCCGGUGCUUAACGGCACCCCUAGAGGCCUGGUGUGACAUUACAGGGGGUGGGGUUGUCAUCAUAAG
Ictalurus furcatus (blue catfish) is the source of this 1583-nucleotide messenger RNA. It is a transcript of the gene rragcb, whose product is annotated as Ras-related GTP binding Cb. Gene Ontology annotation, biological process: cellular response to starvation; cellular response to amino acid stimulus; positive regulation of TOR signaling. The transcript is spliced from 7 exons. Gene Ontology annotation, molecular function: GTPase activity; GTP binding. The record is from RefSeq and is a predicted model, not a curated record. Gene Ontology annotation, cellular component: nucleus; Gtr1-Gtr2 GTPase complex; lysosome. Bases 291 to 1553 code for a protein of 420 amino acids. Lineage: Eukaryota; Metazoa; Chordata; Actinopteri; Siluriformes; Ictaluridae.